This is a messenger RNA of Argiope bruennichi, 1202 nucleotides long. RefSeq names its product homeobox protein Hox-A6-like. Gene Ontology annotation, molecular function: RNA polymerase II cis-regulatory region sequence-specific DNA binding; DNA-binding transcription factor activity, RNA polymerase II-specific. The record is from RefSeq and is a predicted model, not a curated record. Gene Ontology annotation, cellular component: nucleus. Bases 34 to 1008 code for a protein of 324 amino acids. NCBI's taxonomy places the organism in Eukaryota, Metazoa, Arthropoda, Arachnida, Araneae, Araneidae. Gene Ontology annotation, biological process: anterior/posterior pattern specification; negative regulation of transcription by RNA polymerase II. The transcript has 2 exons.
AGAAUCACAAAUCAUUCCGCGACCUAACACAAUAUGACUUCUUUCAGCAAUAACACGCCGGCUAACGGUUUCGUGAAUACUAUGGACUCUGAUGAAUUUUUUCACCCAGAACUCAAGAACACUGACUAUGCAUAUACUCAUCAAUACAUGCCUCAGUAUCCACGAUAUCAUCAGGCCUAUUCAACUUCCCGGUUCGAUGUACCGUGCAAUUUGACACCCCCGCAACCUGAUAGGACUUCGCCGUACGACUUCACGUACUGCGGGGGUACUCCUAGGUACGGCCACAUAGCCAACGCACCUCUCGUACAAUAUCCUUAUGAUGUCAAUCACUGCAAUCAGAACUUUUAUCAACAUUCAAAUGUACUGCCUUGCAGGCCUGACUUGAACAGUUCAAGUACAUUUGUUGAAACAAAUGACUUUGACUCUAAUAAGAUAAACUCGCCGCCAUUUACUCCACCGAAUAACAGUCAAUAUGAAAAUGUUCCUGCAAUCAUAGUUCCUCCGACACCACCAGAAAGCAACACCUCUUCAACUGGGGUAAGUACCUCCCCAGUGGUUGAUCAAAAGACAGUUCCUAAUUCAACAGAAAACGUUUUCCCCUGGAUGAAAAAUUCAAGUGCUUCUUCAGGUACAAAACGAAGCCGACAGACGUACACACGUUUCCAAACUCUCGAGUUAGAGAAGGAGUUCCAUUUCAAUCAGUAUUUGACCAGACGACGGAGAAUCGAGAUAGCUCAUACUUUGGGCCUUACAGAGCGACAAAUCAAAAUUUGGUUCCAGAACAGACGUAUGAAAGCAAAAAAGGAAAACAAGUUCCCUUCUCCUACUUCCAGCUCCUUGGCCAGUCCAUCAAACUUGCUUAGUAAUCAAAACAGUAACUCAUCAGACACAGAAGUCACUCACACCAGUAGUAAUAUUUUGCAUAUGAAUGGGGGCCUCAGUAAUAUGAAUCCAGUGCAAAGCAAAGAUGGUCUCUUUUACUUUCCUCAGCAAGAUGUAGCGAGAUAACUUUAAAAUCUUUCUCGGUUUCUGGCAGACGGGAGAAAAAAAAUGUUUUCAAUUUUCGUUCCUUUGGAAUGAUAUAUUAUUUAUUUAUUUUUAACAGAGUGAAAUUCAUGCUCUCUUCAUAUAAGUUCUACAAAAAUAUAAUUUUCGUACUUUUUUAUAUUUGAACUCGAGGAAUAGCGAUGCAAGAAACAAUU